This is a messenger RNA of Schistosoma turkestanicum, 1208 nucleotides long. The record is from the annotation of a GenBank genome assembly. NCBI's taxonomy places the organism in Eukaryota, Metazoa, Platyhelminthes, Trematoda, Strigeidida, Schistosomatidae.
GAAGAGGUCAUUUGGUUCAUAUUUGCUCGUGAGACAGAUAUUGGAUAUUGUAUACUGUGAUUUCAAACCGUCCAAUAGUGUAAAGCAACGGUAUCUGGCUCCUUUUCAAACAUUUAGUGUGGUCUUGAUUGACCAUUCCUCAUUAGAUAUAUGGAUUUCAAUCAUUUAAAUAUUGUUUUUAUUUUGGUGAACUUCAUAGUCAUUGUUUUUGGAGCGUUCCGCAAUGAACAUUACAACCAGGCUUCUUUUCGCACAAAAAGAGAAAUUCAUGCCCAGGAAUUAGCUCGAAUACUGAAUGAAGUACCAACAGGACGACAUGAUGAUGUUGCACUCAAACUUUUUCAAAACAUCAUUAAUAUUCUUCAGGAAUCGCGUAAAACACUACAUGGUGUCGACAUUCAUUCAGAAACUAAAAAUGAUACAAUAGGACAAGCUUUUGCACUAACUUUUGAAAAUACAGCUAUACUAUGUGAUUUAGUUUUACGUUUUCCUGAUGUUUAUCAUUCACAUUUUGAUGAAAAUAAUGAUAUAUCUAUAUUAUUAAAAUGGUCAAUUAAUUUAUUACGUGAAUCACAAUUAAUGAGUAAAUUAGAUGAGAAUACUUUACAUUUAACUGAACAAGAAUUAAAUUUUAUACCAAGAGAUUCAAAUUAUGUCAAUGAGUUUAGUUCAUAUCAGAAAAUGAUAAAAGAGAAAUUGAGAGCAGAAUCAACGCGUAAAGCAAAGAAGUCAACUCGUAGACGUGUCAAGAAACCUCGUCUUACACCGAUUCGAAGUGAACUGUAAUAGUUUAUUCCUAGAUGUACGCACAUAUAUAUGUAUAUAUGAUAGUGUUUGUUUUUAAUACCCCCCUCCCUUUCUCUUUCAUAAUUCAUUAUUGUUGACAAUGGCUGUUGGUCUUAUUGAGAAAAUUUAUAAUUAUUAUUAUUGUUAUCUGUAACUGCUUGUGCAUAGUUUGCUUGUGAUUAUUCGCAUUUUUUUAACUCUUGCUCUUUUUUAUUCUGGAUUUCACUAUGACUUGUAAGUAAAAUUUGAUUUUACACAUUUAACCUUGAUGAAUUGAUACAAAAUCUUGUCAGUUUGUUCAAUCUCUUUUUAUCUUAUUGUUUUAUUUUCUUAAUACAUCCUCAUCUAUUUAUUUAAGAAAUAAAGUUCCGGAUUGUACUUAAAUGUUUUCUUUUUUCUUGCAAAUAAAGUGAAAAUAUUUC